UGACUGCAAUUAUAUCUCUUCAACUCCCAUUAAAGUUCUCCCUCCCUUACCCAUCUCAUCUGAAGCCUAGUCAGCAGAGCCAACGCCUUAUAAUCUUGGAGUAUACAAAGAGAGCAUAUUCUACUUAUUUCAUAUUUUAUUUCUCAUAUUUUUAUAUUACAACCUAGCAUCAUGAACAUCUACACAACCAUAUUUAUCCUAUCUGUGUUUACAAAUACUGGUUACUCUAUAUCUUGCAGACAAUGUUUGAGUAUGACUGACAAAUCAUGUUUGGGAUCUUUGGAUUACUGUGAACCUGGCCAAAAUGCCUGCUUUUCAUCUUACACAGUUACCAACAUCGGCGGAAUUGAUAUUUCCAACAUUUUUGAAAGAAAGUGUGCAAAUCGUGAUUUAUGUAAUAAAUUUGGUAGCGUAAGCAUUACUCAUGGGCAGAUCAAGACUGUUACUUCUUGCUGUUUCACAGAUGAUUGUACUCCUCCUCAAAAAGCAUUUGAGGCUGAUUCUACUGAAAAAAACGGGGUGAUUUGUGGCGUCUGUUCAAGUGUCAGUUCUAGGACCUGCACUUCUGAAAUGGAAAUGGAAUGUCAAGGAAAAGAGACUAAGUGUAUGGCACAGACUACAGUUAUAACAGAACCUGUUUACAGUGUUCAAUCUGUCCGUGGCUGUGCAACACCAUCAAUUUGUACCAUUGGCAGCCAGACCACAAAUGUUGGAAAUUUGAAAUCAAAGACCGAGAUUUCAUGUACUGAUGGAAGUGUUGGACUAUACUGCAAUGUAUUUCUGCUCACUCUCGUUCUUCUCUUCAUCAAACUAUUUUCCUAAGCUAAAACAUUGUAUUCAUUGUAUAGAUUUAUACUCAGACGUCAAAAGCACUGUUUGUUUGUGUAUUAAGCACUGUAUGUGUACUUUAUAUAUGUACGCCUAUACGCUUUGCAACCAAAACAUAAUUUUGCAUUAAAGGGAAAUUUAAAGGACCAGUAAAUACAUGAUAACAAGACAUUGAAAUAGCACUUAGGGGUAGAUUUAACAAGCAGCGGAUGCUGCUAUCUACCCCCGUACUUUCCAUCUCACCGCAAAUGUAAGUUAAGAAGCAGCGGUCUUAAUACCGCUGCUCCUUAACUCAUCUGCCACCUCUGAGGCGGCGGACAGCAAUCAGCCCGAUCGUAUAUAAUUGGGUUGAUUGACACCCCCUGCUAGCGAAUGUGCAAGGGGCGGCAUUGCACAAGUAUUUCACGAGAAAUGUUUGUGCAAUGAUAAAUGCCCACAGCGUUUGCUGUCUGCAUUUAUCGAUGUGGGACGGACAUGAUCCAUGUAAGGAGACUGGACUGUUUAUUAAUAUAUAUAAUAUGUAUUUUUCAUAUGUGUCCCUUUUUAAAGCGGCAAUAUGGUCAGUCUACUUUUAAGGGAAGUUUUAACACAGUUGUAUGCUUAUUCUUAUAUCUAGGCUUAACAUUUUGAAUUGUAUUCUAAAGUGUAUGGAGAGCCAGUGUAGAGAUUGGCAGAGCGGAGCAGCUGAUGUAGAUUGGCAACUUAGGUGGAUGAGUCUAGCUGAAGCAUUCAUAAUAGAUUGGAGGGGGGGGGGAGACUGUGUUUGGGAAUGCCCCAUUUAGAAGUAGAUUACAGUAGUCAAUGCGUGGCAAACUGAGGGAAUUAAUUAUUAUUUUUGCAGUUUCUUGAGUAAGGAAGGGUUGAAUUCUGGAGAUGUUGCGUAGGUGUGGACAACAGGAUUUAGGGAGCGCUUGUAUAUAUGGAGUGCAAGUGAGUUCAGAAUCAAGUGUGACCUGGAGACAGCAGACCUGGAGUGAGGUGUUGAAAGUAGAGUCUCCAACUGUCAGAGAAAUGUCAGGUGUUAGAUGUCUUGAAUAGGGGGAAUAAGAAGCAGUUCAGUUUUAGACAGAUUUCCAUAGAGAUAGUGUGAGGAUAUCCAAAAAGAAAUUGCAAAGAGACAGUUGGUAAUCUGGUUGAGUAAAGAGGGAGAGAUAUUAGUAGAGGAAAGAUAGAUUUGGGUAUCAUCAGCAUAUAAGUGGUACUGGAAACCAAAGGAGUAUAUCCAAGGGAUGAUGUAUAGAGAGGAAAAGGAUUAGAGAAUAUGUGGUUAAAGGAAACUGUAAAUGAGCGAUGUAAGAGAUAUGAAACCAAGACAGGGCUGUGUCUUGAAUGCCAAAUUAAUGUAAGAUUUGUAACAGUAGAGGAUUGUCAACUGUAUCAAAAGCAGCAGAAAGACAAGAAGAAUUAGUAAGGAAUAGUGUCCCUUUGCUUUAGCUGACAGCAGAUCAUAUGUUACUUUAGUAAGAAUGGUUUCUAGUAAGAGUGGAUUGUAGUGGGUCAAGUAAGGAGUUAGACGAUUAUAGACUAGUCAUUUUAAUACUUUGGAGGCAAAGGGAAGACUGGCCAAUAGUUAAAAGGGGUGAAGGGGUCAAGUGAGGGCUUUUUAGGAUGGGUGUCACAUCCGUGCCUGGAAUUGAACCUGGGGCUCUUGAUUUGCAGCCUGUAGCCCUGUCUCUGUGCCACCAGAGGGCUUUAGCUUGUGCUGACAAUUUGGGAGACCUGUUGCCUGCACUGGUUGUGUUCUUUAGUUCCACCUGCCUGCCUUAACUCAUCAGAACUGCUAUAAAAGGCAGCCUAACAAACCACUACCUGCCCUGACAUUGUGGUUCUACCAUUCUGUUAGUGCCUCUGACCAUGCCUGAGUUCCUGUUUGGUUUUUCCCUCUGGUUCAUGAAUUUGGCUUGCCUCCUGAAUACUUUCUUGGAUAUCCCUUUGUGUGUUGAAAGAUCGGACUGCUAUUCUGGUAUACCGAACUUAGCCUUGUCUCCUUACUACUCAAACAUAUUAUAUCUGUAUUUGGUGACUUAUCAGACUGCUCUCAGGUAUCUGACUCUUGGCUUGCCUCCUGGCUAUUCUCUCAUCACCAGCCAGCCAAGACUACCUGGUAUCUUGUGUCAUCAUCCUGCCUUCUCUGGUAUCCUGCUGCUGUAUCCAAGUCCUGCAGGGGUCCCCUUCAAAGCAGUGGUAUCCUGUUUCAGUGCCUAGCCCUGCAGAGGGUGCUUGCCAAGUUAUAGUUUCCAGCUACUGCAUCCAAGCUCUGCAGAGAGUGUCUGCCAAGUGCCAGUCUCCAGCUACUGCACCCAAGCUCUGCAGAGGGGGUCUGUGUAGUUCCUGUACCCAAGCUCUGCAGAAGGUGUCUGUCAAAUUCCUGUAUCCAGUUACUUUACCCAAGCUCUGCAGAAGGUAUCUGCCAAGUACCAGUCUCCAGUUCUAGCUUCUAAGCCCUGCAAAGAGUAUCUACCACAUACCAGUAUCCAGCUAUUGUACUCAAACUCUGCAGUGGGUAUUCCUGUCUUUGGCCUCAAGUUAGCACUUCAGUCUCAACUUUAGAGUAGUUAUUCCUGUUCCUGGCCCUAUCGUGGGUACUCCUGUCUCUGCCUCAACUGGGCACUCCAGUCUCAGCCUUAGAGUGGCCAUUCCUGUUCCUAGCUCUAUCAUGGGCAUUAUAUCCGAUACAUGCUCUGGAGUGGGCACACCUGCUCACCUAUCCCGCUUCUAUUAUCUGAUCCUUCAGUGUCCUGUACAAUAAACUUGCAUUGACGGUCUGUUUCUUCAGAUAUGCCUAAAAGGGGUAGUUCCAUUAAGAAGUCCAUCUCACUGUCCCCUUUUAGUACACAAGACAGCCCUAUAACUGACACCACACAUAGACUCUAAACCCCUGAACCGACUCCUAUGAGCAUGACAAUUUUUAUGAUUGACAAUAUUUCAGGAAAUGCGCCAGGGGUAAGAGAUGAAUUAAGGCAAUGGCUAGAGAAGCAGAGAGAGAGAGGGAAGACGCUGUGCAAGCCUUUAGAGUAACUGCACAAACAAAUCCAUUUUUUUUGCAUGCAUUUGUUUAUUGUUUCUUUUUUUUUCUUUCAUUAAAGCUCACUUUGUUGAUCAUUUCCAGACAAAUCUACUGAAUAUGGACACAUUUUUAGUUUUUAUAUAUGCCCAAAUCUGAACACACAUCUAUUAUACUUAAAGGGACACUAAACACAAUUUGUAAACUACAUGAUUUUAAACCUUUAUAUAUAAGAAUAAUUUUGCAUUGAAAACUGCAGGGUUUUUUUUUCAAAUGAUUAUAUUGUUUUAUGUUUAUUCUUUUAAUUGAUUUCCCUGUCCUCCUGAACAAAAGAAACCUUGCUAGCCAAUCACAAACUAAUAUUCAGAUAUAGCACAAACUUGUUUGUAUAUAUCCAGACUGGGGUAGCCUACCCUCUGGUAUUCCCGUAAGGAGGUUUAGCACUGAAUCAACUUAGUUACUAUUGAAACGAAUGAUUUACCUAUCACGAUUGUUGAUGCAAAACUGAUAAUCCACCUUUAAAAGCAUGUGACACCAUAGACGCUUAAGGAGGGAGGGAAAAGCAAACAAAAGCUUGUAUAAAUUGCCUUAAAGUAUUAACCCAAACCUACCUGGAAGAAAGUGAAGCAAACACAUUUUUUUACAUGUACUUUACAACAAAAGACUGCAAAAUAAAUAAUGAAUGUAUACUUGCAAUAAAGAAACAUUUAAGGCAUUGUUGAAAUAUCAACUUUAAAGGAAUAGGAAAGUCAAAAUUAAACUUGCAUGAUUCAGAUAGAACAUGUCAUUGUAAGACACUUUUAAAUUCACUUCUAUUUUCAAAUGUGCUUCAUUCUCUUAGUAUCCCUUGUUAAAAAAUGAAUAUGCACAUAUCAUACACUAGUGGGAGCUGCUGCUAAUUGGUGCCUGCACACAUUUGUCUCUUGUGAUUGGCUAAAUAGAUAUUUUCAGCCUCCUGUCAGUAGUGCAAUGCUGCCCCUUCAGCAAUGGAUAACAAGAGAAUGAAGAAAAUUUGAUAAUAUAAUUAAAUUGGAAAGAUAUUUAAAAUUGUAUGUUCUAUCUGAAUCAUAAAAGAACAUUUUGGGGUUUACUAUCCCUUUAAUGGUCCUUUACAGGGGCAGGAAAUCCAACUUCAAUUUCUUGGUAUUCUUUGUUGGAAAAAUAUAAAUGCACUACUGCAUUUACUUAUUUACUUGUUUUACUAAACAUGCUUUUUUUUUUUUUAAUCUCCCAUAAAUUUAUAACAAAAAAAAAAUGCAUUGUAUUAAUUUGACAUUUUGGGUUUUGGAAUCCAUGAGUUGCAUCCGAGUAGACAAGAAAUGGAUUCAUGUCUAACAAGGGUUUCUUCAUAUUUGAAAUAAUCCUUGUGAAAUAACCGUUUUCUAGGGUUUCUAUGAACAGUUUCCUCAUAAUUUAUAGCAAAUGCAAUAUUUUGUUACUGUCAAUAUGUUAUGUAAAUACCACAAAUUGUGUAGAAUGAAAUCACAUUUCUAAACAUUUUUAGUAGUGGCUGCUCUUGUAGAAGUAAAAAAUGGCCUUACCUUGCUAUUUAUUUGGGUCCCUCCUAUAAUAAAGCAUAUUUUUGCUAUCCUUAAAAA
Molecule: messenger RNA, 5430 nt
Organism: Bombina bombina (fire-bellied toad)
Lineage: Eukaryota; Metazoa; Chordata; Amphibia; Anura; Bombinatoridae
Product: phospholipase A2 inhibitor and Ly6/PLAUR domain-containing protein
Exons: 5
Coding region: 172-822 (216 amino acids)
Source: RefSeq, a predicted model, not a curated record